GAACGGAAAUUUUCUUUCGUUAUUAUACAGUGUGCCUUUUUGUCUCACCAUCGCCAUCAAAGCCUCUUUUCUAUAUUUCUUCUUCUUCUUCUUUUUCCGCUCUAGAUCUUAACGUUAACAACUACCAGUAAUGGCGGUCGCUGCACCUUCAGCAACCAUUCGGUCGUUCUCCGCCGCAAUGUCUCCGAGUAGGAGGCUCCGGGAAAGGAUGAUCGUCCGAUCUACAGGCCCUUCCGUUGUCCCGAUACUGACCAAUUUACAGAACACAUGCACCACUCCUCUACCUGUCCUUCGCCGAGUGGCAGACUCCAUGACGGCUGAUUUGAGAGCUGGGCUCGCUCAGGAAGGCAGCAGCGAUCUUAAGAUGAUUCUCAGCUACGUUGAUAGCUUGCCUACUGGGGACGAGAAGGGCAUAUUCUAUGCUCUGGAUCUUGGAGGCACCAACUUCCGGGUGUUAAGGGUGCAACUGGGAGGGAAAGACAAACGUGUUAUUGACUCUGAAUUUGAACAAGUAACCAUUCCUCAAGAAUUGAUGUUUGGUACUUCUGAGGAAUUGUUCGAUUUUAUUGCGAUGAGGCUGGCAAAUUUCGCACGAAAGGAAGGUGGGAGACUUCACCUGCCUAAUGGAAGGAAAGGGGAAAUUGGGUUUACGUUUUCUUUUCCUAUCAAACAAACAUCUAUUGAUUCUGGCACAUUAAUCAAAUGGACCAAGGGUUUCGCAGUCUCUGGAACGGCAGGAAAAGAUGUAGUUGCUUGUUUGAAUGAAUCCAUGGAAAGACAAGGAGUAGAAAUGCAUGUCUCUGCCCUGGUUAAUGAUACAGUUGGGACACUUGCUGGGGCAAGGUACUGGGAUGAUGAUGUGAUGGUUGCUGUCAUUUUGGGGACUGGAACAAAUGCGUGCUAUGUAGAACGGUUGGAUGCUAUUCCAAAGCUUCAAGUUCAGAUGCCUAGUUCUGGAAGAACGGUGUGUAUACAACCAUUAUUUAGGUUGUAAUUGUUUGAAUUUUGAAGCAAGGCAAUUUUCACUAAGGCUUUUUUGGUUGCAAGGGGAAU
Molecule: messenger RNA, 1053 nt
Organism: Macadamia integrifolia
Lineage: Eukaryota; Viridiplantae; Streptophyta; Magnoliopsida; Proteales; Proteaceae
Product: hexokinase-2, chloroplastic-like
Exons: 5
Coding region: 131-994 (287 amino acids)
Biological process (GO): glucose 6-phosphate metabolic process; intracellular glucose homeostasis; glycolytic process
Cellular component (GO): mitochondrion; cytosol
Molecular function (GO): glucokinase activity; fructokinase activity; ATP binding
Source: RefSeq, a predicted model, not a curated record